AUCACAUUUGUAUGGUCUCAUGUGACAGUUUUUGGUCCUUCGAGUUCGGAACACAACGCAUUCAAUGAAGUUUCAAGGGAGAAGAAUAUUAUUUUUGGUGGAAAAUCUGUGAGUGUGUAAAAAUCAUAGUCAUCGUCGUCCUGGAUUGCCUUAGGAUUACCCCGAGAGUGAAAUUGAAAGGAUUUACCAUGAAUUUUAUCCAGUUUUUUAUUGCUAUCCUGAUAGCGAUGGAUGUUCACCUGAAUCAGGCGCUAUUUCUAUCGAAUUUAACCGUCCCACGAAUUAUAGACUCUGGACAAAAAGCCAAAUUAUUCUGCAGCUAUGAAAUGGGUAAUCGGACGUUGAAUUCCGUCAAAUGGUACAAGGAUGGUCAGGAAUUUUUUAGAUACUCACCCUUAACGCCACCCACAACAAAUAGAUUCCCUGUUCAGGGUGUAACGAUAGCAGAUGGAUCUUAUGUUUGCAAUCAAUUUAUCUGCAACGUCGAACUGGAAAAACUCAAUUUAUUUUCAUCGGGUGCAUAUCGAUGUGAGGUAUCGGGGGAUGCACCUGAAUUUAAGCUCAUUGAUAAAACCGCAAACAUGUCAGUUGGAGUUCUACCGAAAUUUGACCCGUACAUCAGUGGAAUCACACAUCCAUACAAGUAUGGUGAUUUUUUGGUGGCCAACUGCAGUUCGGAAUGGUCAAGUCCCCAGGCGACACUAACGUGGUACAUCAAUAACAAAACGGCACCGGCCGUCACAUUGGCACCACACCAACACGAAAUAACAAGAAAUGCCGAAGGAUUUAUACUCUACUCGAGCAAUUUACAGAUUCGCAUCCAUAUAGCUGAUCCACGUUUCAUUUCGAAUACGGAGACGUUGGAGUUGAAAUGUGUAGCCGGAAUAAUGGGCAUUCCGUCACUAACACGUGAAACUGUUAUUCGAGCCACAAUCCUAGCGCUUAAGGACGCCGGCCUCAAUCAGAGAUUGGUGGAAAAUCACUCAGGUCAUGUGCAGCCGAUGCUGAGUCUCAUUGUCACGUUCUUAAUUAUAUUCUACGGUAUGUUCUCAUUUAAUGAAAGAACUUUCCUGGAUGCAGCCUGCAGAUAGCUCCUUUUGGCCAAUGUCAUAAUCACUGUGUAGUGUGUGGUUGUGUGGUAAUAUAGAGAGAAUAUUACAGCAGAUGCAUGGAAUGCAUGCAACAUUGAAGAAGAGAAGAAAAGUUGGAACAUAUUAAAAAUGGUGACUGCAAUAAACACACACACACACAAACACAUACACACGCAUACAUAUAUAUAGAUAUUAUAUAUGUAAACUAUACUGAAUAAGGAUUCUAUAUUUAUUUUUCUAAUUAUAAAAUUACUUAGUUUUAAAAAAAAAUUUUAAACUUACAAGUGAACAAAAGUCGAAGGAAUAAAUGUGACGUGAC
This is a messenger RNA of Episyrphus balteatus (marmalade hoverfly), 1410 nucleotides long. RefSeq lists its product as uncharacterized. The transcript has 6 exons. The record is from RefSeq and is a predicted model, not a curated record. The coding region runs from base 189 to 1091 and encodes 300 amino acids. Lineage: Eukaryota; Metazoa; Arthropoda; Insecta; Diptera; Syrphidae.